AGAUCUCUUCUUUCUGCGGCAUAUGUGGACAGCUCAAAAUGGGAAAACAGGAAAAAAGAAGAGCAUAGCCUGGCUGAAUUGGCCACCUUAAUGGACAGGACCUAUGAGAGAAAGCUGCCUGUCAGCUCUUUGACAAUAUCCCGGUUUGAGGACAACAUUUCUUCACGAGAGGAAGUGGAUCAAGCUGAAUAUUACCUUUACAAGUUUCGGCAUAGUCCAAAUUGCUGGUAUUUGAGAGACUGGACUAUUCACAGUUGGAUCAGACAGUGCUUAAAAUACAAUGCAGAAGACAAAGCCCUGUACACAUUAAAAAACAAGGUUCAAUAUGGAAUUUUCCCAGAUAAUUUUACAUUGAAUAUUUUGAUGGAUUUUUUUAUAAAGCAGAAGAAAUAUGAAGAUGCUAUGUCAAUAGUAACAGAGAUCAUGUUGCAAGAAAGUUUUGAUGAAGUCUCCACGCAGCUUCUUUCUCUCUAUGUCUUACACCAGUACCUGGCAACCAAGUCUGAACAUACGUGGGAAGAAGAAAGAAAUCUUGGUGCGUCGCUGGUGCUCACUGGUCUAAAGCAAACAAGCACCGUGGGGUUUAGCUCCCAGCUGUAUGGCUAUGCCUUCCUUGGGAAAGUGGAGCUGAAUAAAGGACUAAGAGCUGUAUACAAACUAAUGCCACUGAUGUGGACACCUGGAUACUUGAAUAGAGCCUUGCAAGUGAUGGAGAAUGUAGCUUCCUUACCAGGGGACAGCAAAAUCUGCAAAGAAGCUAUUGAUAUUGUGGAGACCAUCUUGCAGUCUGCCCUUGAAGCAAAACCUGAUCCAGAACCAACAGAAGCUGAGAAGGCAGAGCAGAAGCCACAGUGGGAAGAGUCAGAAGAAACUGAGCAGUCUAAAAUACCUGAUUACUACAACCGAUUCAAGGAACUGUAUUCUAAGCUGCAUUCACUUGGCAAGGUUGAAUCUGAAAGCCUGUUAACCCUGACCACCCAACUUGUCAAGGAAAAGCUGCCAGCAUGUGAAGUGGAAGACAUUGCAAAACAUGAGCAGAAGCUAAAGGACUGGGAGAAAGAACAAGCACUUCUUACUGAGAGAGAGAGAGAGAUGAGAGAAAAGGCUAAGCAGGAACUGGAAGCUAGAAACCUGGCUAAGCAGGAACUGGAAGCUAGAAACCUGACUAAAGCAUCUGCUUAA
Messenger RNA from Tinamus guttatus (white-throated tinamou), 1182 nucleotides. The record is from RefSeq and is a predicted model, not a curated record. Lineage: Eukaryota; Metazoa; Chordata; Aves; Tinamiformes; Tinamidae.